Messenger RNA from Sclerotinia sclerotiorum 1980 UF-70, 240 nucleotides. RefSeq lists its product with no specific name. The record is from RefSeq and is a predicted model, not a curated record. The transcript has 5 exons. NCBI's taxonomy places the organism in Eukaryota, Fungi, Ascomycota, Leotiomycetes, Helotiales, Sclerotiniaceae. The coding region runs from base 1 to 240 and encodes 79 amino acids.
AUGGGAGAUGUUAUUCAAAAUAUCACUGAACACUCGACUCAAUAUGAUCAAAAUAUCAGCUCUCAAACAAAAUUCCGUACUAAAGUUGUACAGAUGUCUCAAACUACUCCAUUGCAAAACACUCUUUGUCGAGAAUUUAAGCCUUUAGUAUACCACGACACUUAUUUGUUUAAAUCUUCUUUGGCAAGAACUAUGCUCAUCGUAUUGACCUUUGCGUCGAAAAUUGAUGUUUCCAGUUGA